CGUUCGAGAAAAGAGCCCUCGGAAACCGAUCAAAAUAAAACAAAAACAAAAAUAAAGGAGGACGCUUCCCACACCCGCCAAAAGAAAAAAUCAAAGGGUAUCGUACCAGCACCAGGGACUACGCACCAGGGCAUGGGAGUAACGGAGCAAACAGGACAAAGAGGCAGCAGAUGGGCAGACAGCCAGACAUAAAAAAACAAAGGCAACAGCAAAGCGAGAUCAAGGUACCCAACACAGCAGAGCAGGGAUGUCAUGAAAAAAAGAAACACAGAAACACAGCACAGAGGCCGAAGGCAAUACAAAGGACAUACAUCAAGGAGCAUUGCAUACAGCAGGGAGGGAAACAGGGCGCAACAGCAUCAGCCGGGUACCUAGUUCGCCACAAGUGCUGCCUCGGCCGCCCUACUCGCUUCUACAGCAGUGCCCGGUCGCCGUUUCUUCCCCCCUACCGCCGCUUCCCCGGCUCCCUUUCUCUUCGGUCCUGAGGCCGUACUCUCUGCUUCUGCUUCCCUCGCGCGCUGGCGCUUCGCGGACGCUUCCGCCUCCCGCCUGUGCCAUUUCCUCGUAAACCAUGCCGCCCCGUCCUCGACGUUGUUGUACCACACCUCCGGGUCCUUGGCGCUCUCUUUCCAUUUACCCCCUUCCUUUUCGUCUCCCAUGUUAAAGGCCACGAGGUCCUCUCCUGGACGAGACACCCAGCCGCUCUCCUGCCCGCCCCGGUAUCCCACGCCCCCCGCCAUCGCUCCUAAC
Messenger RNA from Ectocarpus sp. CCAP 1310/34, 750 nucleotides. The record is from the annotation of a GenBank genome assembly. NCBI's taxonomy places the organism in Eukaryota, Phaeophyceae, Ectocarpales, Ectocarpaceae.